AUAUUUCCAAAGAGUUGGCAGCACUGGUUCUACGGUUCACAUGUGCUCCGCGUUAAAUUAAAUUGUUUUUAAAUUUUUGAAUUAAAAUGGGUACAAAAAAGGUAAAAAUCAGCGCGGUGAAACGAGCGGCACACUUAAAGUCGAAAAAGACGCCGCUGACCAAACAACAACAGCAAAAACAGAAACAAAAACGUGAUCAAUUGAGCUCAAAACGUGAACAAGGGCAAAAUAUAUUCUCACAGAAGGCCAGGAAAAAGGAUAAUUUGGCACAGCGGAAGAAAUAUAAUAAAUUAGCAUCUCUGGGUUUAAAAGACCACGAAGAUGAUGAUGAUGAUGAAUUCGGAGGAGGAACUGAACAAAUGCUGGACAAUGUGGCCGAUAUGUUGGAUGGCGAUGAUUUGGCUUUGUUGAAUGAGAUAAAACGCAAAAGGAAAGUCAAAAAUGUGGAAGAUCAUGUGCAACAAGAGCGAUCCAUUGGCUUGGAAAUGGAUUAUGCCAAGGCCAGCAAACAGGAAGAACUAACGCAGAAAAUUCGAGUGAAUCUCUUGCCCAUUAAAUCCCGAGAGGGUGAGAUUAUAACGCGAUCAACUGAAGUGGACUAUGUUAGUCAACCGAAAAAGAAAAGAUUGGAAGAUGAAGAGGAGCAAGAGGAAGAAGAUGACGAUGAGGAUCAGCCAUCUGCUUAUGAGGACAGCGAUGAUGAUGUGGUCAAUGAUGUCGACGGUGCAGGAACAACAGUUCCGAGCAAGAAAAAACUUAUAUCCACUACAGAUUUGCUAAUAGCCCGUCAACAGGAGAUUGAACGACAGAAAUAUCGGAUUGGUAUCAUUUGUUCUGGUCUAAUGGAGAAACCCGAAGAUAAAAUGCGCAAUUUUCAUGCCCUCUACGAUCUAAUGGAGGAAAAGAAUGCAGGCUCUGUCAAUCUUCUAGUAGUACGCAAAUUGGCUAUGGUAUCCAUUACGGAAAUUUUCAAGGAUAUUUUACCAGAAUAUCGUGUGGGCCAAGUGGAUACCAAAAUGCAAACAGUACGAAAAGCUACUCUACAGCGAGUCACAUUUGAGAAUGCUCUGCUCCAGCAAUUUAAGAAAUUCCUACAAAAAUUAGAGAAACUUACGGCUGAUGUCAAUAAGCGCGGUGGCAAACGAACUCCACAAUCGGUGAAAUUGGCCGUUGUGGCUGUACAAUGUCUGAGCGAGUUAUUGUUGGCUCAUCCAUAUUUCAAUUAUGUUCAGAAUAUAGCCCAAUUACUGGUCUAUAUGUUGAAUUGCAACUAUCAUUCAAUACGAAGCAUUGUCAAUCAGACAUUUCGCUCACUCUUUGCCACAGAUAAGCGCCUGGAGAUGACUCUGUUUGUGGUGCGUCGGAUUAAUCACUUGAUCAAGACCAAACAGAAUAAUGUCCAUGUGGAGUGUAUCACUUGCCUAAUGAGUUUGAAGAUCAAGAAUGUGAAUUUGGAUGCCGAAAAGGAGAAUGAGUUGAAGCAAAAGAAAUUAGAGAAUCAUCGUCAACGUUUGCUGAGUCUCUCCAAAAAGGAGAGAAAACGUCGGAAAAAGUUAACCGAAGUUAACAAAGAGCUAGAGGAGACUCGCGCCGAGGAGAAUAAGCAAACCAAACUCCAUAAGAUGACCGAAAUCAUUAAAAUGGUGUUUACCAUAUAUUUUCGUAUUCUAAAGAAUGAUCCUACAUCGCGAGUGUUGAGUGCCAUUUUAGAAGGAUUGGCCGAGUUUGCCCAUGUUAUUAAUUUGGAGUUCUUUGCCGAUCUUAUUGAUGUUCUUAAUCGCAUUCUGGAGGAUCAGCCUGAAUUGGGUUAUCGUGAACAAUUGCAUUGCAUUCAAACGAUUUUCGUUAUCCUGUCCGGACAGGGUGAAGUCUUGAACAUCGAUCCCAUUCGUUUCUAUCAGCACUUUUAUCGCAAUAUGUUGGUUGUGAAUGCGGGUAAAAAUCAUGAAGAUUUCGCUAUUAUACUGCGAACUUUGGAUGAAGUUCUGGUCAAGCGUAGGCGCAAUAUGAGCCAACAGCGGCUGAUGGCAUUUGUCAAGCGACUGCUGACCGGAAGUUUACAUCUACUUCAUCACGGGGCACUGGCCACUCUGGGAACGAUCAAGCAAACCUUCCAGCUUACCUCAGUCUUGGAUGCUUUGCUUGAUACGGAUGCCAGUAUUGGGUCGGGACGUUAUGAUCCUGAAUUGGACGACCCUGAAUAUUGCAAUGCGGCCAGUACGGCUCUGUAUGAGUUGUCUCUGCUGAUGCGUCACUAUCAUCCCACAGUGCGCAGAAUGGCCAAUCACAUUGCUAAUGGUGUCCCAGCAUCUGGUGAAGGAGCAUUGCCCACUGACAUAGGCAAACUAAAUGCACACGACUUAUUCGCUCAAUAUGACAGCACCCAAAUGGCCUUUAAUCCAACCAUACCACUACCUAAAUCGGGUGAACCCAAACUCAAACGGGGUAAAGAAAUGUAUCUGCAGUCUGACUUUAAACAGGAAUAUAAGAAAUUGUUAAAAGAUGCCAAAGUUAAGACAUCGAAACAAGGUUUGCAGUUGGAUUUUCUAAGUGCGCUGAAAUAAAAUUAAAAAUUCAUAACAACCCAUCUUGUAUAAAUUAGAAUUGACAGAUCCAGAAUUUAGCUUUAUACCAUAUUAAAACCGAUGUAAAAAAGAAACCAACUUGAUUCCAAGUUAAACUCGAAAUGUUUUAUACAUACAUAUAUUUAUAUAAACGAAGAAUUGGUUGAAAUUAUAUACUAACUAAUACUGGAAAAGAG
This is a messenger RNA of Drosophila willistoni, 2761 nucleotides long. RefSeq names its product nucleolar complex protein 3 homolog (gene Noc3). Gene Ontology annotation, biological process: DNA replication initiation. The transcript is spliced from 4 exons. Lineage: Eukaryota; Metazoa; Arthropoda; Insecta; Diptera; Drosophilidae. Bases 87 to 2564 code for a protein of 825 amino acids. Gene Ontology annotation, cellular component: nucleolus. The record is from RefSeq and is a predicted model, not a curated record. Gene Ontology annotation, molecular function: chromatin binding.